Macadamia integrifolia is the source of this 505-nucleotide messenger RNA. Its product is annotated as ethylene-responsive transcription factor ERF098-like. The transcript has a single exon. The coding region runs from base 48 to 452 and encodes 134 amino acids. Gene Ontology annotation, molecular function: DNA-binding transcription factor activity; DNA binding. The record is from RefSeq and is a predicted model, not a curated record. Gene Ontology annotation, biological process: ethylene-activated signaling pathway; regulation of DNA-templated transcription. NCBI's taxonomy places the organism in Eukaryota, Viridiplantae, Streptophyta, Magnoliopsida, Proteales, Proteaceae.
UGGAAGAGGAACCUUCGUCUUCAACUUCAACUUCAACUUCAAAAGAGAUGGAAAAGCCAGAGGUGAGAUACAGAGGAGUUCGGCGACGGCCGUGGGGGAAAUUUGCUUCGGAGAUAAGAGACCCAUCUCGGCGUGGUGCUCGUCUCUGGUUAGGAACAUUUGAUACAGCAGAGGAAGCAGCAAGAGCUUAUGAUAGAGCUGCAUUCUCUUUGAGGGGUCAUUUGGCAAUCCUUAAUUUCCCCAAUGAACGUCAUUCUUAUGAUUCUUCUCUGAAUGCUUCUACUGUUGCUGUUUCUGGUCCUCCUAGAGAAGAAAAAGUUGAAACAGGAAGUGAAAGUGGAAGCAAUAGAGAUGUGAUUGAGUUUGAAUAUCUGGACGAUAAGAUUCUGGAGGAGCUUCUUGAUGUUGAAGCAGAGGACACCAAAUCCAAGAACAAGGGCAAGAAAUACUGAAACUUUGAUUCAACUUUUUUUUUUUUUUUUCCUAGUAACUGUGCCUUCUUAUG